ACCGUCUUCUCGGCGACUCCCUUCGCGUUUCCAGUUCCGGCCUCGUAGGGGCGGAGAGAAGCUAGCAAAUAUGCGGCUGUCAGUUGCAGCCGCCAUCUCCCAUGGCCGCGUAUUCCGCCGUCUGGGCCUUGGUCCGGAGUCCCGCAUCCACCUGUUGAGGAACUUGCUUACAGGCUUGGUGCGACACGAACGCAUCGAGGCGUCAUGGGCGCGCGUGGACGAAAUGAGGGGCUACGCCGAGAAGCUCAUCGACUAUGGGAAGCUGGGAGACACUAACGAACAAGCCAUGCGCAUGGCCGACUUCUGGCUUACGGAGAAAGACUUGAUCCCAAAGCUGUUUCAAGUACUGGCCCCUCGUUACCAAGGUCAAAAUGGGGGCUACACGAGAAUGCUGCAGAUCCCAAAUAGCAGUGAGCAGGAUCGGGCCAAGAUGGCAGUGAUCGAGUAUAAGGGGAACUGCCUCCCACCCCUACCCCUGCCUCGCAGAGACAGCAACCUUACACUUCUAAACCAGCUGCUUCAAGGGUUGCAGCAAGACCAGAAAGCAAGCAUCCACGGCUCCCACACAGCUCAAACGCCAGGGAUUUAACUGGGACCAGAGGUUGUGUGCACGCUCAUCAAUGCCCAUGAUCACAGGCCUUUGGAGCUCUUUUAAUCUCUAAGAAGAACUGGAGCUAGAGUUGUUAAUGGACGGUCUUAAUGGAGACAAGAAGCUUCUGAGGAGCCAGAUACUCAUCUCUUUGCAGUAGAUAAAAUUCCUUAUAUGAAUAUA
Molecule: messenger RNA, 772 nt
Organism: Mustela erminea (ermine)
Lineage: Eukaryota; Metazoa; Chordata; Mammalia; Carnivora; Mustelidae
Gene: MRPL17
Product: mitochondrial ribosomal protein L17
Exons: 3
Coding region: 71-589 (172 amino acids)
Biological process (GO): translation
Cellular component (GO): ribosome; mitochondrial large ribosomal subunit
Molecular function (GO): structural constituent of ribosome
Source: RefSeq, a predicted model, not a curated record